Knipowitschia caucasica is the source of this 3090-nucleotide messenger RNA. The record is from the annotation of a GenBank genome assembly. NCBI's taxonomy places the organism in Eukaryota, Metazoa, Chordata, Actinopteri, Gobiiformes, Gobiidae.
AUGUUACGACUCUUCAUCCGCUGUGGGCGAAGAACUGUUCAGUCCAACUCAGAGAAAGACCUUAGAGAGGAGAGCCAGGUCCUCCUAAACACCUCCCAGACCCAGGGGAGGACCCAGGAGAGGACCCAGGGGAGGACCCAGGAGAGGACCCAGGGGAGGACCCAGGAGAGGACCCAGGAGAGGACCCAGGGGAGGACCCAGGGGAGGACCCAGGAGAGGACCCAGGGGGAGGACCCAGGGGAGGACCCAGGGAGGACCCAGGGGAGACCCAGGAGAGGACCCAGGAGAGGACCCAGGGGAGGACCCAGGGGAGGACCCAGGAGGACCAGGAGAGGACCCCAGGAGAGGACCCAGGAGAGGACCCAGGGGAGGACCCAGGGAGGACCCAGGAGAGGACCCAGGGGAGGACCCAGGGGAGGACCCAGGGGAGGACCCAGGGGAGGACCCAGGAGAGGACCCAGGGGAGGACCCAGGGGAGGACCCAGGGAGGACCAGGAGGACCCAGGGGAGGACCCAGGGAGGACCCAGGGAGGACCCAGGGAGGACCGGGAGGACCCAGGGGAGGACCCAGGGGAGGACCCAGGAGAGGACCCAGGAGAGGACCCAGGAGAGGACCCAGGAGAGGACCCAGGAGAGGACCCAGGGGAGGACCCAGGGGAGGACCCAGGGAGGACCCAGGAGGACCCAGGGGAGGACCCAGGGGAGGACCCAGGAGAGGACCCAGGAGAGGACCCAGGAGAGGAUCCAGGAGAGGACCCAGGAGAGGACCCAGGAGAGGACCCAGGAGGACCCAGGGGAGGACCCAGGGGAGGACCCAGGAGAGGACCCAGGAGAGGACCCAGGAGAGGACCCAGGGGAGGACCCAGGGAGGACCCAGGAGAGGACCCAGGGGAGGACGCAGGGGAGGACCCAGGAGAGGACCCAGGAGAGGACCCAGGAGAGGACCCAGGAGAGGACCCAGGAGAGGACCCAGGGGAGGACCCAGGAGAGGACCCAGGAGAGGACCCAGGGGAGGACCCAGGAGAGGACCCAGGGGAGGACCCAGGAGAGGACCCAGGAGAGGACCCAGGGAGGACCCAGGGGAGGACCCAGGGGAGGACCCAGGAGAGGACCCAGGGAGGACCCAGGGGAGGACCCAGGGAGGACCCAGGAGAGGACCCAGGGAGAGGACCCAGGGGAGGACCCAGGAGAGGACCCAGGAGAGGACCCAGGGGAGGACCCAGGGGAGGACCCAGGGAGAGGACCCAGGAGAGGACCCAGGAGAGGACCCAGGGGAGGACCCAGGGGAGGACCCAGGGAGGACCCAGGACCCAGGGAGGACCCAGGAGAGGACCCAGGAGAGGACCCAGGAGAGGACCCAGGAGAGGACCCAGGGAGGAGAGGACCCAGGAGAGGACCCAGGAGAGGACCCAGGAGAGGACCCAGGGGAGGACCAGGGAGGACCCAGGGGAGGACCCAGGAGAGGACCCAGGAGAGGACCCAGGAGAGGACCCAGGAGAGGACCCAGGAGAGGACCCAGGAGAGGACCCAGGGGAGGACCCAGGAGAGGACCCAGGAGAGGACCCAGGGGAGGACCCAGGAGAGGACCCAGGGGAGGACCCAGGAGAGGACCCAGGGGAGGACCCAGGAGAGGACCCAGGAGAGGACCCAGGAGAGGACCCAGGAGAGGACCCAGGAGAGGACCCAGGAGAGGACCCAGGAGAGGACCCAGGAGAGGACCCAGGAGAGGACCCAGGAGAGGACCCAGGGGAGGACCCAGGGGAGGACCCAGGGGAGGACCCAGGAGAGGACCCAGGAGAGGACCCAGGGGAGGACCCAGGAGAGGACCCAGGGGAGGACCCAGGAGAGGACCCAGGGGAGGACCCAGGGGAGGACCCAGGAGAGGACCCAGGAGAGGACCCAGGGGAGGACCCAGGGAGGACCCAGGAGAGGACCCAGGAGAGGACCCAGGGGAGGACCCAGGGGAGGACCCAGGGGAGGACCCAGGAGAGGACCCAGGAGAGGACCCAGGGGAGGACCCAGGGGAGGACCCAGGGGAGGACCCAGGAGAGGACCCAGGAGAGGACCCAGGAGAGGACCCAGGAGAGGACCCAGGGGAGGACCCAGGAGAGGACCCAGGGGAGGACCCAGGAGAGGACCCAGGAGAGGACCCAGGAGAGGACCCAGGGGAGGACCCAGGAGAGGACCCAGGAGAGGACCCAGGAGAGGACCCAGGAGAGGACCCAGGAGAGGACCCAGGGGAGGACCCAGGAGAAGACCCAGGAGAGGACCCAGGAGAGGACCCAGGGGAGGACCCAGGGGAGGACCCAGUGGAGGACCCAGGAGAGGAUCCAAUGGAGGACCCAGGGGAGGACCGAAUGGAGGACCCAGGGGAGGACCCAGGAGAGGACCCAGGGGAGGACCCAGGAGAGGACCCAGGGGAGGACCCAGGAGAGGACCCAGGAGAGGACCCAGGGGAGGACCCAGUGGAGGACCCAGGAGAGGACCCAAUGGAGGACCCAGGGGAGGACCGAAUGGAGGACCCAGGGGAGGACCCAGGAGAGGACCCAGGGGAGGACCCAGGAGAGGACCCAAUGGAGGACCCAGGGGAGGACCGAAUGGAGGACCCAGGGGAGGACCCAGGGGAGGACCCAGGAGAGGACCCAGGAGAGGACCCAGGGGAGGACCCAGGAGAGGACCCAGGGGAGGACCCAGGAGAGGACCCAGGAGAGGACCCAGGAGAGGACCCAGGGGAGGACCCAGUGGAGGACCCAGGAGAGGAUCCAAUGGAGGACCCAGGGGAGGACCGAAUGGAGGACCCAGGGGAGGACCCAGGAGAGGACCCAGGGGAGGACCCAGGAGAGGACCCAGGGGAGGACCCAGGAGAGGACCAAGGAGAGGACCCAGGAGAGGACCCAGGAGAGGACCCAAUGGAGGACCCAGGAGAGGACCCAAUGGAGAACCCAGGGGAGGACCCAGGAGAGGACCCAGGAGAGGACCCAGGAGAGGACCCAGGGGAGCGCCCAGGGGAGGGCCCAGGGGACAUUUGGAGGGACUACAGAUUUGGAGGGACUACAGAUUUGGAGGGACUACAGAGGAUCUAUGGAUUGA